AUUUCUCUUAACAGGGAUAUUGCAGCACAUCUUGCCAAGAAACCUCUUGACAAAGUAUUGAGAUCAUUCCGGGGCUUAUAUAGUUUAUGUUUCAACAAUUCAUGCGAUGGAGUAUUCGACAAUCCCAAAAGUCUAAAAGAAUGUCGGGAUCCUCUUGAAGACCUCAUUCUUAAGUUCAUUGCUUACAUUCAAAGGAGUUUCGAUACACCUACUCAGGUUAAAAAACUUCUCUCACGGUUGAGAACUAUAGAAAGCUGGAUGUACUCCUCGACUUUUGACUUGGUCCCUUUUGAGCCAGUAGCAACUUUAAUUCUGAACCAAGCGACUGACCUUGAAAUUUGGAACUCACUCAUACUGCUUGUUGAUGAACUCGAAAAGAUCAUGUCAGCUACAGAAGAUCAGCUCGAAGAACUAGCUACCGAAUCCAUUUACCGACGAGUAUUAGAAUCAUCUGACGGGGCACAAAUGAACAUGGAGGAUCUGAAGCAAGCUUUGAGCGGAGAGUUGGAAGGCUCGGACCUAAUCAAAGCCUAUCGAAGCCCAAGUGAUUCGGCAACAAAUGAUGCUGCAAAUACUGCAGAAGAACGGGUUGGAUUAGCUUUCACUGGGGCUCAAUUUCACACUCUCGCAGCCGGAAAAAUCAUUGGAAACCAGACAAAGCGACAGGUAGAUUACUUCAUCAAAAGUCGAAACCUUCCGACUGAGGACAGGCAUCAUUGGCGGGAUAUUCUUGUGGUGGGUGAACUUACGGUAUCUUCAUCUAAGGUUUCUCGGCAAAAGUUUCUUCAGCUCAGUGUAUACAUGCGGGAAGUGUUCAUGGCUCAGCCACUUCGUCGAUUCGUGCACGGGUUCAUCCUCUUCGAGAAAGACCUGCAACUUUGGGUAUACGACCGAUCGGGACCGUAUUCUUGUUCAUAUAUUGAUAUUGGCAAAUCACCAGAGAAGCUCGUGCAUGUCUUGCCCAACGUCAAAUACGAAGGUGAAGAUAUGAUAGUUCAUCUCGAGGUGCCCGGGUCGAAGGAUAUACGGAAGUUCACCUUGGAUCCCAACCCAAUCUCUCAACAGAAGGCAUACCUUUGUAGGGGAACAAGUUGCUAUAAAGACAGAACCCUCAGCUGCGUGGUCAAAUUCUCGUGGAGAAUAUGCGAUGGGCUUUCAGAGAUUGAGCUUCUUGAGAUGGCGGACAAUAUACCUGGGAUGGCAAAGAUUCUUGGAUCAGCUAAUCUGGUAAAAAUCAGCCAGCUUCGCGAAGGUCUUCUGUUCACCAAGAGCAUGGUCAAAGACACUCGUCCGACGGAGAAGAUCAUGACUACGCCAUACGACUUAAGUGGAGAGAUGACACGGAUUCCGAAGGAAAGCGUGAAUAACCAACUGAGCCGAAAGCGAAAGAGGGAGGCACUUCAAGCUGAAAAAGAGAUGGCUGGAUCAAUUAAAAAAGCGCGAUCAAUGCAAGAAAGUAGGCAAAAUCAUUACGUGGAAAUGGAAGUUCUUACUAAUUACAACACAGAUACAACCGUGACCCAACAAGUUACGGAGUUGAAUCCACCUGUUUCCUCAUUGCAGGCGCUCAAAAUUCCAAACUCUGGCAGGGCAAUGAUCGUGGAAGGCUCUGCUUAUUCAGUCAAUCAAUCUUCCGGUAAAAGGAAAACUGCCGAUGAUGCCGAAGUAAACGACAGAUUGAAGAGAGUUCAACUGUCAAGUAACGCCGGCUUAAUUGCGAUGAAUAAUUCUGCGGGACCAAGCUCACUCCCUGAAAAGGCUCCAAAUCCACCAAAGUCAAGUGCCAAUGCUAGAUCAUGUAGUACGAAAGCGGUAAAAAUGGUAAACACUGAAGUCAUUAUUCCACGUGACCGUCAAUUUACCGCUGCCGGGAUCUCGCCUUACGGGCGGCCGAUUGAUAAGUUUAGAUCGGCGCUAGAACUGAUCAUCGGGAUUAGCGAUGCCAUCAAGGCGCAUCGGUCAUUACUGAUGGACGCUAAGAUAUUACAUCGCGACAUCUCGGUGAAUAAUAUUCUAUUGACUGGCAUUGAGACGAGUGACAAGCUGGGUGGUGUCUUGAUAGAUCUGGACUUGGCAACAUUGUUGAAAGAUGGAAAAGUUCAAGAAAAGGAUCGAGUGGUGACAGGCACGAUGCAAUUUAUUGCACUGGACAUUUUGAGUAACAGCUUUGCGACGACGGGUGCAGUGGUCAACCACACUUACCGACAUGAUCUCGAGUCGUUCUUGUAUGUCUUAAUCUGGGUCUGCAUUAACUGUGGAUGGAAUAAAGGCACAAACCCGCAUGAAGUUUUCCUAUCAAAAUGGUACACAGGGACCGCCCAAGAAAUACACUUACAUAAGGAAUACUACAUGACUCUAGGUAGCUUCGAAAAAGUAUUGUUUAAAUUUUCGCCGAUGUUUGAUGAUGUCAAGGUUCUAGCUGAGGAAUUCAGGGACUUAAUAUUUAAUUCAAAUAUAAAGACGCGAACAGGAAAUCUUGAGGACCCCAACAAACUAUACGAACCUAUCAUUGCGGCGUUUGAUAGAGCUAUCGAGGCAUUGAAAAUGUAA
Molecule: messenger RNA, 2550 nt
Organism: Blumeria graminis f. sp. triticale
Lineage: Eukaryota; Fungi; Ascomycota; Leotiomycetes; Helotiales; Erysiphaceae
Source: the annotation of a GenBank genome assembly